Molecule: messenger RNA, 2719 nt
Organism: Musca domestica (house fly)
Lineage: Eukaryota; Metazoa; Arthropoda; Insecta; Diptera; Muscidae
Product: calcium/calmodulin-dependent protein kinase type IV
Exons: 9
Coding region: 144-2552 (802 amino acids)
Biological process (GO): protein phosphorylation; intracellular signal transduction; positive regulation of apoptotic process
Cellular component (GO): nucleus
Molecular function (GO): protein serine/threonine kinase activity; ATP binding
Source: RefSeq, a predicted model, not a curated record
UCCGUCCAAUAUUAUUGUCAACAAAGCAACAAACUAGUCUCCAUUUACUAGAUUUUGGAUUAUUUCUAUUUUCCAUCACUCCAGAAAACAAAACCGUCAAAAUAGGUACCCGUUUGCGAGAACACCACGAAAACAAGACCAAUAUGAUUUAUAUCGAUGACUCAGAGCCGGAAGGUGAAUUGGAACCGGCAUUUCCUUAUCGCGAUGUGCAAAUACAAAGAGAUGUGGAUGCCCAUGCCUUGUAUGACAUACUCGGAGAGGUGGGAAGGGGAAAAUUCGGUGUGGUCUACAAAUGCCAGGACAAAAGCAAUGGCCUCAAGUUGGCUGCCAAAUUUGUGCCCACGCCCAAAAAAGAGGAUCGCCGCAAUGUCGAACGGGAAGUGGAAAUUAUGAACUCCCUGCAGCACCAUUUGAUCACACAGCUCUAUGCCGCCUAUGAACACAACAAAAUGAUGUGUGUCGUGCAAGAAUUAGUAGAAGGAGGUGAGCUCUUUGAUCGUGUGGUGGACGAUGAGUUCGUGUUAACGGAGCGUGUCUGUGUGGUUUUUAUACGUCAGGUGUGUGAGGCCAUGGAAUUUAUACACCGCAACAAUAUCCUGCAUCUCGAUUUGAAACCUGAAAAUAUUUUGUGUCUAACCCAGGAGGGUAAUCGCAUCAAAAUCAUUGACUUUGGUUUGGCGAGGAAAUUUGAUCCGAAUAAGAAAUUACAGAUACUUUUUGGUACACCGGAAUUUGUGGCUCCUGAAGUUGUUAACUUUGAUUGCAUCUCCUAUGGCACGGAUAUGUGGAGUGUGGGAGUCAUCACAUAUGUUCUAAUUUCUGGUCUCUCACCGUUUAUGGGCGAAACCGACAUUGAAACCAUGGCCAAUGUAACCAUAGCCAAAUAUGAUUUUGAGGAUGAAUCCUUUAGCAGUGUCUCACCUGAAUGCAUCGAUUUCAUAUCGAAAUUAUUGGUAAAAGAUUUGGAUACCCGCAUGACCGCUGCCCAGUGCCUGAAACACAAAUGGCUACAGAGACGCCCAAAAAGUCCACCCAAAGUCUCACCAAAACCCCUGACAAUACCAGAGGCCUCACUCAAGGCCGCCACACCCUCACCCAUACCGCCCAGCAUUGAUGGCGAUCACAGUUCGGAGGCCAGCAAUGAGAAUGAGGAGAGUGGGUCUUUGACGGGGACAAAGGAGCUGGAUUCAACAAAAGAUAAUCUGAAAAACUUCAUAGAACGCUGGGAGGAACAUCCGAACAGUCCGUAUGUUUUCGAUGUCGAAGGAAAUGUCAUAGCCCCGCUCAGCGAGUCAGAGUACAAGAAAGUGAAGGCUCAUGGCCCCGACAGCAUAUCAUCGUCCAGAGUCUGCUCUCCAUCGCCCUGCGAAUCCCUGGACACGGUCACCGAUGACGAAUCCUAUUUGUCCGAGUUCAAUAACAUCGAUGAACCCCCCACACCCAUUAAUGAGUCACGUGAACAUUUGUUCCCCACCUCGGCCAGUGGCGCUGCCACUCCCACUCCUCAGAGUUUCAAUAUGGCCAAUCCCUUCAGCAGCAGGGUUGAUGAGCUAAACGGCUCGACAAUGAAUUUGCAGCAACGCUCUCUCAAAUCCUAUCUUCAUACAUUCGAUCGUCGUAAUUCGGAUACCAAUUAUUUGUUGGGACGCCGAUCGUCGGGUGAGCGUGUCAAUUUGGCUGAUGAAAUUAAAAAACUCUCCGAUCAUCUGCUGAUGUUGGCCCAAAUCAAUACGAAAUUCAAUAAGGAGGCGGCAGGAGAAAAGGAUGCGGAGGAUGAAGGAACAGAAAACGAGAAGGAGAAGAAACCCAAAACCAAAAAGGGCACCGGGGAAAAGAAGAAGACCUCACCCAAGACCUCGGAGAGUGAGAAAGCUACAAAUACAAAAGAGAAAGAAGGCAAAACCUCGGCCAAGGCUGGCAAAACUUCAACAACAACAACUACCUCAAAGAAAACCCUGGAAGGUUCAGUGACCUCCAACAACACCACAACCACCAGCACCAAUACCACUUCAACCUCCACCACCAACAAUUUCUUCAGCAACCUCAAUCCCGGCAAAAGCCGAACCAGCAAUCUGUCCUGGCGCCUACAACAGUCCAUUGAGGAGACACCCAAAUUGAACAGCAACAGCACCUCACGAAAGUCUUCGGUCAGCACCAUGACAACUGGUAAUGCCAAAAACUCAUCGUCCGCCGAUCGUUUCCAAGAGGCGGCCAGCAUAAAACGUGCCAAAUUCCGCAUCAGUCAAAUGAGUCGCGAUGUCCCUGUCGGCCUGCCCAAUACACAUCAGGCAGUGAAUUUGGAAGAGGCUGCCAAUAAUACCAAAGAUUGUUUGCUACAUCUGCUCGAAAAAUACAAUGAGUCAAAGACCCGCAAUCCGCUGGGCAGGCAUCAAAGUAUUGGGGCCAUCGAUUGGAAUGUUAGCGACAAUUUGGAAUAUCGUUCGAUGAGCUCCAUUAAUGCCUUCUUUCAGCGUCACAACAACAGGGGAAAUAUGGUUAAACAAUUGCAGCAGCAACUCAAGGAAAAGACAGGUGGCGGGGCAACUAACUAAGAGCUGUAGUCCUUAGAGAAACUUUUUAAGAUGUGUCCUGGUUUAGGAUUUGAUUUCAUUUUUUUUUUUUCGUUUCCAAACAAAAUACUCUUAGCCUAAAAUUGUUAAAUGUAAACGCUUGCUAAUAUGUACUCUUAAUUAGCAAAGAGGGAGAAGAAGAAAAACAU